AUGAAAAGGAUGAAUGAGGUCGAAACUGACCUUACAAGUAAGAAAAUAAAAACAGAGUUCACUAAAGAAGAUAUUGCAUAUUUUUUCAACGAUCAAAUUUGGCAGUCGGAGUUUCAAAACACUAAAGAAGAAGAAGUCAAGAACAGUUCCCCCUAUAAAUGGGGUACAAUCAAAAAUUUAAUGGAUGACACAUUGUUGAGAAAGGUCAGGGAGGAAGUGUUAUCACAAAUUGCAUUUACAAAAAAAGAAACAGAUAUUUAUAAAGUUUAUCAACUGGGAGAUUUAGCUAAUCUUUCGGGUUUAGAUUGGGAUGAUUUAUCAAAAUUACCAUCAUUAUUCAAAUUAAGAGCUGCGAUAUAUAGUCAAGAAUUUAGAGAUGUGAUUUCAAAAGUAACAGGUAGUGGGAAAUUGAGUGGAGUUAAAACGGAUAUGUCAAUUAAUACAUAUACAAAAGGAUGUCAUUUAUUAACUCAUGAUGAUGUUAUUGGUAGUAGAAGAGUUAGUUUUAUAUUAUAUUUGCCAGAACCUGAUAAAGUUUGGAAGCCAGCAUAUGGAGGAGCAUUAAGAUUAUUCCCCGCUAUAGUACCCAAUGUACCACAAACUGAUUUUGAAUGUAAAUUAGUUCCACAAUUUAAUCAAAUUGCAUUUUUCACAGUUCAACCUGGAUUAAGUUUUCAUGAUGUUGAAGAAGUCAGGGAGGAUAGACAUAGAUUAUCUAUUCAGGGUUGGUUUCAUAUUCCCCAACCUGGAGAAGAUGGAUUUGUUGAAGGUGAACAAGCUAAAACUGAAGCAUUAUCUACUUUACAACAAUUGCAAAGUAAAGAAUUACAGGAUUAUGAUUUUCCUAAAAAUAUAAGAGAUGAGAUAAAUUCAAUUGAAUUGAAGAAGAUAGAGUCUGAUGAAUUAACUAGUGAUCAAAUAGAGUAUUUAAGUAAAUACUUAAAUCCAAAAUAUCUUAAAGAUGAUGUAUUUAAACAAUUAAGUGAUUUUUUUAUCAACGAAUCAUUAAUAGAAUUGAAAGAUAUUUUCAAAAAAGAAUUUGCAGAUGAACUUCAUAAACAAAUAAGGAAAACUGAGAUAAAUACUUCAACUCCACAAAAAUCUUCAGAUAUACUACAUCCUUGGAAAAUAGCAAUACCUCCUCAUAAACAAAGAUACUUGUACAUAGAUGGGAAAUCAGAUUUUACUCCAACAAAAGAAGAAAUUGAAUUUGUAAAUAAUACAGGACCACAAGAACUUCCAAAUUUUAGUCUUUUGCAAACUAAAGAACAAUCAGAUACUCUAUUGGUUGAAAUUGCCGAAUUUUUAAAAUCAAUAGCAUUUAAAAAAUGGUUAAGAAAAGUUACAAAACUAACACCAACAACUGAACAAAUCUUGUUACGUAGAUUUAGACCGGGUCACGAUUUUAUAUUAGCUACAACCACAGAUCAAGAAAUUGCAAGAAAUGAAACAGAAGAAAAUGUAUUAUUAGAGGCGACUUUAAAUUUAACUCCAACUGCUGAAAACUCACAAAAUUGGGAAUCUGGUGACUUUGGAGGUUAUGAAUUAUGUAUGGCUCAAGCAACUGAAGACGGUGAAGAUGAUGAUCCUGCAAUAUACAAAUCAAAUAAAGAUUCUGAUGAUGAUAGUGUAUUAUGUACUAAUCAAUGUAAGUGGAAUUCAUUAACUUUAAUGGUUAGAGAUCCGUCAGUUUUAAAAUUUGUUAAAUAUGUCAGUAUUAAUGCAAAGGGUUCAAGAUGGGAUGUCAGUUGUCAAUGGAAUGUCAAGAGUACUGAAGAAGAUGAUGAAGAUGAGGAAAACGAAGAGGAAAAUGGUAGUUAG
Messenger RNA from Lodderomyces jiufengensis, 1821 nucleotides. It is a transcript of the gene OFD1, whose product is annotated as oxidative DNA demethylase. Bases 1 to 1821 code for a protein of 606 amino acids. NCBI's taxonomy places the organism in Eukaryota, Fungi, Ascomycota, Pichiomycetes, Serinales, Debaryomycetaceae. The transcript has a single exon. The record is from RefSeq and is a predicted model, not a curated record. Gene Ontology annotation, cellular component: cytoplasm. Gene Ontology annotation, molecular function: peptidyl-proline dioxygenase activity; L-ascorbic acid binding; iron ion binding. Gene Ontology annotation, biological process: peptidyl-proline hydroxylation; regulation of translational termination.